Pseudoliparis swirei is the source of this 5297-nucleotide messenger RNA. RefSeq names its product transmembrane protein 163a (gene tmem163a). Gene Ontology annotation, molecular function: zinc ion binding. The transcript is spliced from 8 exons. The coding region runs from base 698 to 1567 and encodes 289 amino acids. The record is from RefSeq and is a predicted model, not a curated record. NCBI's taxonomy places the organism in Eukaryota, Metazoa, Chordata, Actinopteri, Perciformes, Liparidae. Gene Ontology annotation, cellular component: synaptic vesicle membrane.
AUGAUAUAGAAACAUAAAUCAAUAUGUAAUGAAAAUGAAUACAAGUAUUCCAAAACCUGAAUGUGGAACAAUAACUGUGCAAGAGGAAAAACACAACACACGAACACUGACAGUCGAAUCCAUUACAUAAACACUUUAUUCAAAGUAAAAAUAAACAACACAAUUCAAGAUUCAAGAUAAGAUGUCCCUAUUGAUGUGGCCUGUAUGAGAAAUAUAGGUGCUGAGAUAUGAGAGGAGGAGAGAAGGAGGAGAAGGAGGAGGAGGUAGAGGAGGAGGAAGGGGAGGAGGAAGAUCAUAAAAAAAAGAAGAAGAACAAAAAAACUUGCUGGCACCGCCUGCCAGAUUCACAGCGGAUCUCAGCGAUUUAUCGCCUCGGCGCAUCUCCCCUAAAGUGUGUCUCAGUGGCUCCGCCGGACCGGCUGCUCUCACGGAGGCUGCUGCUGCUCGCGACACGGCAGAGGGAGUUGUCUCGCGCCCGAUGCUGGGGAGACCAGUCCUCUAUCUCCCAUCUUCUCUCAUCGCAAUCGUCCCCCUCCUGCGGAUGUGAGUCGACGCCGGCGGCAUAUCGCGCUGGAUGGCUGGUGCACCGAGCGAGCCGGCGUGAACCUUCCUUUCUGCUUUUUUAUCAUCAUCAUCAUCAUCAAAAACUAAACUAAACAACUCAACAAAAAAAGCGGAAACAGAAAAAACAACAACAAUGACAGACCCCGCCAGCCAAGAGUCCUACCCGGUCCCGGACCCGACUAUUGUGGAUCCCCGCCCGGCCACGGCGCGCAACGGCCAGUGCGCCCCAGAUGGCUUCACCAACAACCAUCACCAGCAAGCCAGAUCCCCGAGCCAGCCCGAGACCUUCACCACGGGCCACGAGAUGAAAAUCUCAGACGGCGUGGAGGGAGAAGGUCUCCUCGAGAGCAGCAUGCGCCUGAAGCCCCACGAGGCCCAGAGAUACAGGAAGAAGGUACUCUGGGUUUCCUGUUUCUCCAUCGUGGUCACGCUCAUCCUGGCGGUGGCGGCCUUCACCGUAUCCUUCAUGAGACACAGCUCGUCCUCCUUUGGAUUUGGCUUCGACGCCGCGCUGGACGUCCUGUCGUCCAUCAUCGUCCUCUGGCGCUACAGCAACGCAGCAGCUGUGCACUCUGCGCACAGGGAGCACAUGGCGUGUGUGGUCCUGGGGGUUGUGUUCAUUCUCUCCUCCAUGUGCAUCGUUGGAAAGGCCAUCCAUGAUCUGUCCACCAGGGUGCCCCCGGAAGUGGACAACUUCCUCUACAGCGUUGCUAUCGUGAGCGGACUCACAUGUGCUGUUCUGGCUGUGGCCAAGUUCAUGCUGGGAAGAGUGCUGACCAGCCGGGCACUCAUCACCGAUGGGUUCAACUCUCUGGUCGGUUCCAUCAUGGGAUUUUCCAUUCUGAUCAGCGCCGAGGUCUUCAAGCACCACACUGACGUCUGGUACCUGGACGGCACCAUGGGAGUUCUGAUUGGACUCAUCAUUUUGGCAUAUGGCAUCAAGCUCCUGAAGGACAUGGUCCCCCGAGUGAGACAGACGAGGAACUACGAACGCUUUGAGUGAGACGUGCGUUGACCGGACGGGCCUGUCCACACACACACACACACACACACACACACACACACACACACACACACACACACACACACACACACACACACACACACACACAUACCUGGCUGCCUCCUGCCCUCUUCUUUCUGUCUUUCAUACACACUUUGAUACACAGCUCACCUGCACAUGCAUCCACCCUCUCUCACACACACACACACACACACACACACACACGCUGUGCACUGUACAUAGAGCAAUCACACAUUCAGACAUGACGCACGCACAAACACGGAUGUCGGAGAGACUUUGAGGGAAGAGGACGCGAUUGAAGACCACACACACACACACACACACACACAUCCUGGAGAGAAAACACUUGAAGUUAUUUUUUUCUUUUCUUUUCCGCUCUUCUUCACUUUUUGGUUCGUGCUACGAGCAGCUUCGAUGUAAAAAACUAAAAACGAGAACGAGGCCAAAGCAAGAGGGCCGGUCUCCCGUCCUCGGGAUGCAGCUUCGGGUUUGUGCGACUGAAACGGAGAUGAAGUACCGCUGCUCCGUGACACCACUUAUUCACGUCGGCACAGUUCCCCACACCGCGAGAGACCACAGGAUACACAUCUGAAUAUACAUUCGUUGAAAUAAUGGGGAGCAAAAUUCCAAAUGAUGAAAUGGUGAUUAUACUUAAAUGAGGCCUAAAAACUCAGUAUGAUUCAUGUGGUUUUAUUGAGAUGUUAUUGUCUCCCUAUUCUCUCUUAAUUAAGAACAUAUAUAUACUGUAUAUAUAUAUAUAUACUCCCAAAAUGAGCUUGAGGGCUCCUCACUUUAUUUAUUUACAUUUAUUCUUUAUUUCAAUCAUUUUAUUUUAAGUUUUUACAAGUUACACCAGACAAUCAAAAACAACAACAAAUAAAUAAAAAUGACAUAACAACCAACUAUACGAACAAUCAGACAAGGAAGAAAAAAUAAAUAAAAUAAAAUAAAUGAAAUAAAUAAAAUAAAUAAAAUAAAAUUAAUUAAUUAAUUAAUUAAUUAAAACCACAAACAUAAAUCAUAUGAUUUACAUUUAUUCUAUUUCUAGUAAUUGUUAAAUACAGGCUGUAAAGCUAAAGUGCACAAGUCGUAUACACACAUUGCGCAGCCCACUGAACUGUGGGUAAUGCGUCAGAGCACAAAUUAGCGGACGUCCCUCCGCCCGGCGACAGUUCAGCACACAUCACUAAUAACCAGGAAUUGAUUUCAGGGGAGUCGGUGUGUUUUGUCUUAACUGCUGUAUCUGACUUUCAUCGCCGUAUGCUGUGCGUAUCUCUUGAUUUGUUUUUCACACACACAUAAAUGGGUCAGGGAAUUUCUGAAAUCCAUUCUAACAACUGAAGAACAGGAAUAAAAUCCAAGUUGUUACGGGUAAGAUGAACUUAAACGUCUCGAUGUUUAUAUAGAUGGUAUUUUAUGUGUUGAUGUAAGACAAGAUGUAAACCACUCUGCAGGAAGGUCUCUGGUACCGUUUGCUAUAAUCCUAAUACAACAAUUGUCUCCAUGGAGUUUUGUACUGAAUCCAGUUUGGAUAUUUAUGCUCGGUUAAUAUUAUUUUAUCCAUGUUUUAUUCUUCUUUUCUCUUGUGUUGAGAUGCAAAGUCGGAUGACAAAAAGUGUAAAACCUAAGAAACAAAGCACAACGGCAAAGAUGAAGCAGCCAGUGGGAAUAUCCAUCGUUUCCAUUGCAUGUCAUUUACAGAGACGGAGGGGGGGGGGGUCUUAUUAAUCAUUCGUCCUGCAUGUUGCCAUCGUCAUCAUCCAUCAGUGUGUGCAACCAACUGAAUGUAAAUACCAAACCGCACAGUCUGUACAAAAUGUGUAUUUCACUGUUCGGGUGCAUCAGUAGCAAAAAGUCACAACUGUAGUCGUAGUACUUUGUGUGGCCGACAUAACAGGCUUUUCUUUGGAGUAGGCAGCAUAUAGUUGCAGUGCAGGAUGAUCAAUGUUGCAUAUGGUUACAAAUAUAUAUAUUUACUCUAUAGCGAUUAUACUGUCAAUGUUGUUUUACAUUGUACUGUUGAAUAUUGGUGAAAUGAUAAGUCUUACUGUAAAUGUUUGCACUGUAAGUGAAGACCUCAGACUGGAUGUAGGCGGGGCCUGUGGGCUCCCCUGUCACUUAUGAGAAGGUCUCCACAGAAGAACGGCUUGACCAGCGAGUCUUUGUUUUACACGCUGGAACCCGGUGGUGCGAUUCCCUUGUUGUUUUAUUGACCUUCGGCGGUCGUACGAGCUCAGACAUGCAAUCAGCCGGAGAACAUUUGAAGGGAAAACACGUCAGAGUUAAUGAAACACCAAACGGAGUCAUCCUCUUGGAGACAAAACAAGUUCAAUUCAUGCAGUGAUCUUAUACAAAACGUGAAAUACGUUGCUAUAAAUAGUUCAUAGGCAACAAAGACACACACACACAGGUAUUGAACGCAUGCGUAAUGCUUCCCAGCCUCUAACAUGAAGGUAAACUGCUUCACGGCCUGCUCUGUUCCUGUGGAUGUGGAUCCCGAGUGCCGGGGCGCCCCCUGGUGGCCGACGGCCGCUAGUGACAAGAGGCGUCGUCAGGAUUCAAAGGGAGAGUCUAAAUGACCCCCGGGGCUGAGGUCACAGGGCCAAAGCUCUCGGCUCGGCACGCCGGGUGCAAACGUCUCCAUUGUUAUCUUUUUUUCCUUUUUCAUUGUGCGAAGAACAUAUAAACGCCCCCGUCGGCGUGAACCGGCUCACACGGGGGGCGACGACGACGACGACUCGCCAACAGCACGCUGACAGCACACUGAUUUGUAAUGUCGCCCCCUCCCUCCCUCCCCCCCUCUCCGAUGCACAGAAGACAAUCACGCCGAAGACUUUUUAACUCGCAAAAGCACAAGAAGGAGAGUGCGUACGCGGCGACUCCCACCUCGUGAGGCACAGAACAAACUCCUCGUAACUCUGAGCAACCGUGCUCUGCCGCUCACCCGAACUGGACCGUCCUCCGAUGAAGUGAUUCCUCCGAUGAAGUGAUUCCUCGCGUGAUUCCAUUCUACCUCUCCUCUUUGCACAUUAUUUCCAUGCAGCUUUUCUCUCGUGCGACAUAAUAUUUACCCCCUGACACGCCUGAGGCCGGAUGCUGCAGUGAGUUGCGGUUGCAUGUCGUAACGUCCAUAAUGGGGUUUAUUUUAAGUUUUUAUUUAUUUUUUACAUCGCCAAAUGAAAUAUUUGAACCCUCAGACCAACGGGCCCCUCGAGGUUUGUGAGGACAUCCCCAUCGGGGCCGUGCAUUUGCACUGGCGGCGUGAUAUUUGAGUCAUUUUGCAGCAUCCGUCCUCUCUUCCGACAUGCGUGUUUCAUUCAAAUAUACUCUAGUAAUGUUAUUACCGCUUAAACCGUACACUUGAAUUCAUUUCACAAAAUGAUGAUAGCAAUACUCGCCACUUCUCUGUUGCUAGUCGGGUUUGCAUGGGCCUGUAAAAACAGCUUCAGUGCAUUGCAGCCACACACACACACACACACACUCACUCACUCACACAGAGUAUACAAAAGCACAACAUACAUGGAUCGGUGUAAUUACAUUUCCAAUAAAUCUGACUGUAACAGAAUAUAUUAUGUGUCUGUUAGUACAGUAACGACAUCAGUGGUAGCAGAUGAUGUAACAACUCUGUUCGUUUAUGUAAAGGAACUAUGAGGUCUCACUUUGUCCAAAAGCAAAGUUUUAUUAACGAAUAAAGUUUUAUCCUGCUCAA